Molecule: messenger RNA, 2364 nt
Organism: Brugia pahangi
Lineage: Eukaryota; Metazoa; Nematoda; Chromadorea; Rhabditida; Onchocercidae
Source: the annotation of a GenBank genome assembly
AUGGAAGAUAUACGUAAACGUAAAGCUCUGAAGAUGCGGAAUAUUACGGUUGGGAAUCAACAAUGUAUGAAUCUGAUUAAAAGUCAACGAAAUGGAAACCACUUGAAUGAUGGAAUUGGUGAAAGACAAAAUAGAAAUAAAUUUAAAUCUGAAUGGAAUUUAAAAAAUCAAAGGAAUGGAUGUAAAAAUUCGGACGGAAAUAACGGUAAAUGGAAGGACAAUGUUCGAAUCAAUCAAAAAGAUUAUGGAAUAAGGAAUGGAAAUGAACGUGAAAUUAAAUUGAAUCGGAAUGCUCACUGCUGUCAAAGAGAUUAUGAAGGAUCAAGUGGAAGUAUAAAUGAAAUCAAAUGGAACAGAAAUAUGCUAAUAGAUCAAAAUGAUUAUGAAAAAUCGAGUGGAAAUAGUAAAAGAUAUAACGCUACGGGUCAAAGUGAUGAUGAUGAUGAAUUAGAUGGAUAUGGAGCAAUAUAUAACGGGAAUAUUCGUAAGGGUCAAAAUGUUCAGGAAGAAUCGGGUAGAAGUGGAAUUCGAAUCAAACAAAACGGAAGUAGCAGUCAAGGUGAUAUUGAAGAGCGGAAUAGAAAGAGAGAUAAAAUUAAAAGGAAUGGAAAUUUAAUGGAUCAAAGUGAUGGUGAUGAAUUGAAUGAGAAUGAAGAAGGUGAAUGCAAUGAAAGUGAUCGAAUAAAUCAAAUUGAAAUUGAAGAAACGAUUGGAAAUGGAACUCAGCAGAAUAGUGGAAAUGGCGAAGAAGCAAAUAAUGGCUUUCCGCGGAAGACAAAAACAUUGGGACUUCUUUGCCGGAAAUUCUUUCUGAAAGUACUUGAAUAUGUAGAAUCUGGUGAUGACAAAAUCAAUCUUGAAACAAUCGCAUGUUCUAUGGAAGUUGAGAAGCGUCGAAUCUACGAUGUCGUAAAUGUUAUGGAAGCUUUAGGAGCUAUGGAAAAAUCACACAAAAGUUUCUAUACUUGGAAGGGUCUAGAUAAUUUGCCAUCUACUCUACAUACCCUCAAGAUGCAGGCAAAUAAAGAAGGUAUAUACGAAAAAGUUUUAAUGACACAGCAUAUAAUGACACGAUUCAUGGAAAUACCGAAUAGGAAUGGAAAUAUCAGUGCAUCUGUCAAUGAUGCUGGACCAUCGCAUACAUCUGAUGACAAUAGCUUUGCCAUUGAAGAACAGUCAAAUUCAUUAGAAAAUAAUGAUAGCGCAAAUGUCUUAUCGAGGCAACCUGGUUCGAAAAAAAAGGAAAAUAAACGCCAACGUGGAUUAAACUCGCUAACAUAUUUAUGCAGAUAUUUUUUCAAGAUUUUAAUUGUUGGAUUGGACUAUCAACCUGAUUAUAAGGUAAGUUUGGACGUUGCAAGUACCAUACUAAUUAAGGAUCCCGAAAUUGAUGGUUGCAAGCCACCGGAUCGUAGUCGAUGCCGGCGAAUCUACGAUGUUGCAAAUGUUCUGAUUUCAUUGCGAUUAAUUGAACGUAGAAUGUUUACUUUUGGAACGAAGAAAAUUCCACUCUUCGUCUAUUGUGGCCCCAAAAUUAUUGAAAAUGGUAAAUUCGACUUCUUUCAUCAUAUUCGAUUCAAUAAGUUGUCGGUAAAACUAAAAAAUUCAGAAGAAAAGAAAGCAUAUGAAGUGGAAGAAGGAAAUUUGGAAAUAUUCUUUCUUAAACAAAAGCAAAAAAAGAUGAAAAUUGAAUCAUCCGAUGAUGUUAUCGAGCCAGCAGAAAAGCGAAGUAGAAUUGAAGAAACAGAUCCGAUUCAGGAAAACACAGAUCUUAAUAAAGAAAAUGUUCCAACCGUUUUAAUUAAUCAAGUUAUUCCAUCAUCAAAUCCUACUACUUCAAUGCCAAUUAUACGUCCUCAACUGCAGGAAAUUACUGAUUUAACAUCAUUUCCUGCUCCUCAAACAUUCUCACCUUUCAAUGAUUUACAAUCAUUUGUCCAACAGUCAACUCUUAAUCAAUUUAUGCCAAUGCCAAUUCGUUCACAACAAUUUCUAUCAUUCGAUCCAACUAUGAUCCUUUCAAGCAAUCCUGAUAUGUCUCAUAAUGUUAACUCAUCACAAUUUCCCAUGCAACAAAAUCAUUUCAAUUAUUUAUCAUUUGCUUAUCCGUUCUCAUCAAUGGCAUUUUUCCAACAGCCAUGUGGUCCAACAAUUAAUGCUGCAACUACAAAUUAUACUGCUUAUAAUAACAAUCCUUUUCUAACCAAUUCGAGAAAUACGUUAAGAUCAUCGACGUUUAAUAUCGAUUCAAUAUUGGGUAAUAGAGAAAUUCACACAGAUAAUGAAAUGAAACAUCCUACUUCUACCAGUCAUCCUAUCAUUAAUCAGUAUGAUCAACAUUCAUUACUUCAUCAAUGCUCGUAA